ACCGGGACCCGGCCGGCCGGAGUCCCCAGCUUGGGUGAAGGUGGGCAGAGGUGGGCGUCCCCCACACGCCCAUCCCGGGCGUGGGGGGUCAGUGGCGUCCAGCGAAGACCCAGGAUGCCAGGCUGGGCCAACCGGCUGGCCGGCCGUCUCUGCCCCCGGCCGCUGACCGUCCUGCUGACGACCCUGCUGUUGACCCCGGGGUCCCUGCUGACCCCGACGCUGCCGGGCCCCCCAAGGCCCCGAGUGCAGGUGGAGUUCGACCCCCGGAGGAUGGAGCUGCGCUGGGCGUGUCGGGAGAAGGCGGAGUACGAGCACCUCGCCUGUGAGAUGCAGCACCCGGAGUUGGGGCCCGUGACCCUGAAGCCCAGCGUCCUCUCGCCCUGGGACUCGCCUGCGUCUCCGCCCAAGCCGGGCACCUGCGGCUGCACCUUUCGGCUCUGCCCGCUGCGCGACGGCGUGCAGUUCACGGUCCGCGGGACCCUGCGGGAGACCCCCGUGCAGGAAGGCCUGAGCUACGGCAACCCAGGGGCGGAGGGCACGGCCGCCCGAAACUUCUCCUGCCUCAUCUACGGGGCAGAGUUCAUGAACUGCACGUGGCUGAGAGGUCGCGCGGCCCCCGAGGACGUCCAAUAUUUCCUGUAUCUCCGUGAUACCAAGACGAGGCGGGAGAGGCCGUGCCCCAGUUACCUGCAGGAAUCGGGGAGGCACGUGGGCUGCCACCUCCGCAGCGUCUCGGACCUGACGACCUACACCUACUUCCUGGUCAACGGCAGCAGCUCUCGCACCCAGAUCCGCUUCUUCGACACCCUCUUGUGGCUCAAGAAAAUCGAAGUCUACGACCCGCCCCGGAACAUCUCCGUGAACUGCAGUUCCGCGCACUGCCUGGUGCAGUGGCGCAAGCCCAGGACGCGGCGGCCGCAGGGCGACCUGGAGUUCCAGUACCAGAUACGGCUGCGGAGGCCGAGCGAACCCGCCGGGCACACCCAGAUCGACAUCUCAGGGGACGAGGGGAACCAGUACGAGCUGCCGGGACCCCGAGGCCGGCUGAGCCUGCAGAUGAGAAGUGCCAAUGCCCGCCUCGAGCCGGGAGACCCCUGGGGGGUCUGGAGCCACCCGCUGCCCUUCGGCCACGAAGAGCCAGUGUCCAGCCUGGUGUAUGUGUACUUCCCCGUGGUGCUGGGGACCCUGGUGUGUGGCUGCCUCCUCCUGUUUGUGUGUAGCAGAUUCCUGGGGACCUCCACGCUGUUCUCACGCAUCCCGCAAGUCAGAGAUAAGUUGAACGAUGGCCAGGAGGUGGACCAGCAGGUCCCCUGGGAGAAGUGUCUGGCCACGGACGGGAAGACGGACAGUGAGCACGUGCUCGUGGUGACCCUUGCAGGAGGAGACGCAGACCCCGCCGUGCCCGGGCGGACCACCAGAGGGCUGACUCCCGUCGGCUCUGAAGACCAGCUGAGUUGCGAUGCUUUUGACUUUGGUUAUUAUUAUCUUUUUUUAAGAAAGCGAUGGUUUUUUUUUUUUACACAAG
Molecule: messenger RNA, 1525 nt
Organism: Sorex fumeus (smoky shrew)
Lineage: Eukaryota; Metazoa; Chordata; Mammalia; Eulipotyphla; Soricidae
Product: granulocyte-macrophage colony-stimulating factor receptor subunit alpha-like
Exons: 12
Biological process (GO): cytokine-mediated signaling pathway
Cellular component (GO): membrane; external side of plasma membrane
Molecular function (GO): protein binding; cytokine receptor activity
Source: RefSeq, a predicted model, not a curated record